Messenger RNA from Dovyalis caffra, 1305 nucleotides. The record is from the annotation of a GenBank genome assembly. NCBI's taxonomy places the organism in Eukaryota, Viridiplantae, Streptophyta, Magnoliopsida, Malpighiales, Salicaceae.
AUGAGGGUUGAAAUUAUUGCCAGGAAAUUCAUAAGUCCAUCUUCUUCAACUCCACCUCACCUCAGAAGCUUGAAAAUAUCGGCAUUGGAUCAGCUUCUUCCUUCAGUUUAUUCAGGAUUCACAUUUUUUUACUCGGCUGACGAGAACAUUAAAGGAGCCAAACCUUCUGAAAGAAGAAAGCAGUUGGAGAAAUCGUUGUCCGAAAUCUUAACCCUCUACUAUCCAGUGGCAGGCAGAUAUGUUGAAGAAAACCUGUUGAUUGAUUGCAAUGACCAAGGGGUAGAAUAUUUGGAAGCUGAAGUAAGUGGACGACUCUCUCAAAUUUUAAAUGGGGAGUUGCAGCCUGAGCAGUUGAAUCGGUUUCUUCCUUAUCCUGUUGCAUCGCCGACGAGUCCUUUAGCAGCUGUUCAGAUAAGCACUUUCGAGUGCGGUGGACUGGCUGUCGGAGUGCGCAUUUUGCACAAGAUAUCUGAUUUUGUGACGUCAAUGUCAUUUGUUAAUGGAUGGGCAACAACAUGUCGAGUUGGUACUGAUGAACUGCUCCGCCCAAGUUUUCAUCUGCCAUACCUGUUCCCGGCAAGAGAGACAGCUCAAAUCCGGAACGCACGUCCGAUUAAAAGUGGAGUAAAGGUCAUGACAAGAACUUUUACAUUUAGUAGAUCAACAAUAGCCAGCCUGAAAGUGAUUGCCAGAUCGAGAGACGAUGAUUUGGGAGGAAGGGAAGGCCAACCUUCGCGAGUCGACAUAGUCACUGCAAUUAUAUGGAAGGCUCUCAUUAAGGUGGCUGAAGCUAAACGUGGAUACCUGAGGCCAUCUGCAUUGAUCCAUCCAGUGGAAAUGAGAAGACAGAUAACAUUACCAGUACCACCAAAUUACUUUGGAAACAUGUUGAGGCUUGCGACAGCUCGAUUCGUGCCGAAUGAGAGCAAAAUGGGGUUGCAUGAUCUGGUAAGCCUGAUAAGGCAAGCAAUCAGCAGAGCUGUCAUGGAUUGCAGAAAAGCAACAAACUAUGACGAUUUGUUGUCGUGUGCAUCUAGCAGUUUCAGAGAGGGGAAGGAGGAAGCCAUUAGAGGUGAAAUAGAUCUCUAUACGUUCUCUAGCUGGUGUGGUUUCCCAAUUUAUGAAGUGGAUUUUGGUUGGGGGAAACCUAGUUGGGUGAGUAAUACGCAUAAGCCAGUACCAGUGGUGAAUUUGCUGGACACCAAAGAUGGUGGUGUUGAAGCAUGGAUAACUAUAGAGGAAAAAGACAUGAUUCUUUUUCAACAAGACCCUGAGAUCAUCGCCUUCACAAUUUCUCAAGAAUAA